AUGGUAAAUAAUAUUAAAAAUCAAAAUGCAAGAAUUUUGUUUUUAGGAACUGGAACGUCCAAUGGCAUCCCUAAUGUCUGUUGUUUGAACGUCCCAAAUCCUACAUGUCGCGUAUGCUCAGCCAGUUUGACACCGGAGGGACGAAAGAACAAGAGAAACAAUACAGGAGCAAUUGUGCAGAUUGAUGCAGAGGGAUGGAGUCGUCCGAAAACAAUCUUAAUUGAUUGCGGAAAGACUUUUUACAUGGCCGCGAUGGAAUUUAUGGUGAAGCAUAAGAUUCGAAACAUCGAUGCAGUUCUAUUGACGCAUGCUCAUGCCGAUGCAAUCAAUGGGUUGGAUGAUUUAAGGGCGUGGACGUCUGGGGGGAUUGUUCAAGACACUAUGAAAAUAUAUUUAACACGGGAUACAUUCAUGUCAAUUUCAAAUUCGUUUCCCUAUAUGGUGGAUGUUACGCAAGCCACUGGAGGUGGUAGUGUUCCUACGUUUGACUAUCGAAUCUUUAACCCGGAAGAGCCAUUCGAGUUAGAGGGGCUCGAUAUCACGACUGUACCAUUACCCGUGCACCACGGAGUCUAUUUCUCUCCCGGUAAGGAGAGUGUUCCAUUUAUCAAUAUGGGUUUUCGAAUUGGUGAUUUAUCGUAUAUUUCUGAUUGUAACUAUAUUCCUCCAGAAACAAAAGAUUUGAUGGUUGGAUCUCAAGUCGUUGUGUUAGACGCACUUCGGCAGAAACCCUAUCCAUCCCACUUUACUUUUAACCAAGCUCACGCAUUUGCCAGUUCCCUUACACCAGCUCCAAGACGGGUUUUGUACACCGGAUUUAAUCAUUCCGCGGAACACGAUGAGAUGAAAGAAGAAUUUUCAAAAUUAAGCGUUCCGACCGAGCCAGCAUAUGAUGGCCAAAUUGUAGAAUUUAACGUCUAA
This is a messenger RNA of Schizosaccharomyces osmophilus, 921 nucleotides long. RefSeq names its product hydrolase, conserved protein. The record is from RefSeq and is a predicted model, not a curated record. The transcript has 2 exons. Bases 1 to 921 code for a protein of 306 amino acids. Lineage: Eukaryota; Fungi; Ascomycota; Schizosaccharomycetes; Schizosaccharomycetales; Schizosaccharomycetaceae.